GUCUUUCUCCAGAUGGGCGUGUCUUUCUGCAGGUGGGCAUGUCUUUCCACUGGUGGGCGUGCCUUUCUGUGUGAUGGGCGUGUCUUUCUGCGGGUGGGCGUGUCUUUCUGUUGGAUGGGCGUAUCUUUUCACUGGUGGGCGUGUCUUUCCACUGGUGGGCAUGUCUUUCUGUUGGGUGGGCGUAUCUUUUCACUGGUGGGCGUGUCUUUCUGUGGGGUGGGUGUGUCUAACCCGGCCUGGGCGUGUCCCGAAGCUCCUCCCCCAGACCCUGCUGACCUCGAGGGCGCCCCCUGCCUGCACCCCGGGGCUCUGCUCAGCUGGGCCGCCCGGCGCCGCCGCCUGCCCGCCAUGGCCGAGGCGCUGGCCCGGGGCGCCGACCCCGGCUGGGCCAACGGCGCCGAGGGCAACCGCACCCCCCUGCUGGAGGCCGUGGCCGUGAAUUCCCUUCUGGCCUGCGAGUUCCUGCUGCAGAACGGGGCCAGCGUCAACCAGAGCGACAGCCACGGGCGGGGCCCGCUGCACCACGCCACCAUGCUGGGACACACCGGCCUGGCCUGCCUGUUCCUGAAGCGGGGGGCCGACGUCAACGCGGUGGACGCGGACGGGAGGGACCCCCUGACCAUCGCCAUGGACUUGGCCAACGCCGACAUCGUCACCCUGCUGCGAUUGGCCAAGAUGAGAGAGCUGGAGGUGGCCCAGGGACAGACCGGUGACGACACCUACCUCGACAUCUUCCGCGACAUCUCCCUGAUGGCCUCGGACCACCCCGAGAAGCUCGCCCGGGCCCCUCCCCCCAAACACUCCACCCUUUAGCCACGCCCCCUCGGCAAACCACACCCUUUCCGCAAAGCCACGCCCCCCUCCCCAGGCAGCAGCCAAUGGAAUAAAGGCUCGGUUUGACCAAAAUUCA
Molecule: messenger RNA, 910 nt
Organism: Serinus canaria (Common canary)
Lineage: Eukaryota; Metazoa; Chordata; Aves; Passeriformes; Fringillidae
Product: arf-GAP with coiled-coil, ANK repeat and PH domain-containing protein 1-like
Exons: 5
Coding region: 13-813 (266 amino acids)
Molecular function (GO): GTPase activator activity; protein binding
Source: RefSeq, a predicted model, not a curated record